AUGGAGAAGGAAUGGCAUGGAGAAGGAAUAGCCUCGCUGCAUGGUGUGAUGACGUCUGGAUUUCCCAAUCUGUUCUUUCCUGGUCCGUAUCAAGCAGGUGCAACUUCGAAUCAGGUCUAUGUUCUCGAUCAGCUUGCCUAUUACGUUGCAUACAUCAUCUCGGAGGCAGACAGAGACAAGUCAGCGACGAAAAGAUUCAUCGUUGAGCCCAGCUGUGCUGCCGAAGAAGAGUGGACAUUGCAGGUGUUGAUGAGAGCACAAGACCUUGCCGGUGUCGCUAGCUGCACCCCUUGGUAUUGGAACCGAGAAGUGGCUCAACUUGAUGAAAAGGAGGCAUUCAAGGCAGCACGCUUUUGCAUCUGGGGACAGGGGAUCAAGAGUUACGUUGAAACCAUUGAGGGAUGGCGACAUGAGGGCCGGAUGGCCGGUCUUGACAUUCGAUAUCGGUAG
Messenger RNA from Penicillium antarcticum, 450 nucleotides. RefSeq lists its product as uncharacterized. Lineage: Eukaryota; Fungi; Ascomycota; Eurotiomycetes; Eurotiales; Aspergillaceae. The transcript has a single exon. The record is from RefSeq and is a predicted model, not a curated record. The coding region runs from base 1 to 450 and encodes 149 amino acids.